AGCACCAUCCCCAGCAUCCAGCUUGACCGCUAUAAGUGUUGCCAGCAGUGCGUCCGCUGCUAACAACAGUGGAACCGCUUCCAUCAUUGCGCCGCCUCCUCCACCACCGUCGUCGUCAGCGUUGUCAUCGUCGAAAGCAGCCUCCACCACCAAUCGCAUCGGCGUCUGGUCACCGCACAACCGCUCCACCGAAAUUCUCACCAAAGCAGAACUAGCCGAGCGAAGCAAAGAUAACAGCAGCCGCUCGGAACCGCUGCAACCCGUCUGGACUCCUCGCAGUGCCCCACCAUCUCCGGUCGGCGAACGGCGUGAAUUUCGUCCGAUUGGAUACGAAUCUCCCACUCCGCAGCGUAGAAACCUUUCGAGCGCCACUCCGACAUCCCGAGCCGAAACACCGCAGGUUUCACCGCCGUGGACCAACACCCCGGGCUACGAUAAACCCGUCGAAUUCACCAGCAAUCCUCCGGACGAUUCAUCACGAAGGCAACUUCAAAACUCCAACUCACUGCCCACUAUCGGAACGCGUGACGGUAGUAUCUUCGGCGCCCCAACGCACCACCACUCGGUUCGGUUCGCAGCCCCACCGGCCAGUCCCACCAUCAACACGCUGCUCAAGUCCAAAGUGGACGGCAAAGUUAGCCAGCAGCUGGUGAAUGCGUACGAAUCCGCCAGCCAGUGCCAGUCCAAUGUCUACCACCAUCAGACGUCGACAUCCAGCAGAACCGGUACGACUACGACCACGAACCGCCAGCAGCCGACAUACCAGCGAACCGGAAGCGGAACCCGUCUCGGACGGGUCAUCACAGAGCCAAGCCAAUCCGUUCGGAUCGACUAUCUAAGCGAACCGGAGAUGGACAUCUCGUCGUCGGUUCGAUCACGACACAGCAGCGCCGCAUCACCCGCAGUGGCACAACAGCUGUCACCGAAAAAGGUCGACGGCAUCGGACCGAUGACCAGGGAGGGCAUGCCACUGACACUCAGAUCUGAAGUGGACGAAAACAAUCAAGCCAAAUGGUACAAAAAGAUGUACCAAACUCUGCACAAAGCGCAGAAUGACGAUGACUUCGUGACCGUACGAUACAAAACACGUCGAGGCAACUUCCCGUACAAAUCCAGUGGCUAUCAAUCGGAACCGGAACCGAACUACGACUCGGAUUACACGAUCAAAUACAGCACCCUCGACCGAAGGCGAACACCGACGGUGCUGAACCCGAACAGCUACUCGAGAUUCAACACCCUGCAGGGCGCAGCGAUCCGGUCCGGCAGCAGCCAGUACAAAAAUCAACCCGGCCGGAUAGAGAACUACGUGCCCGGUCACUCGUCCAUUUCGGAGAAAGAAUCCAAAGAGCAACUGGAACAGCAGAAGCUGAGCACUAGCAAAACGUAUACGGAGGGAAAUCUUUCCAGAGCCCUCAAGGACCAAGGCUACGAUAGUGACACGACGCUGAUCUUCCGCAAGAAGGAACCCCCGAGCAGUUCGGCACUCAGUCCGAUCGAGCAGAAGCAGUACUACAAAAACAUGCAGGCGGGCGGGGAAAUCCCGGUUCAAGGAUUCCGCAAACCUGCACCCGAAAAGCCCAAAGAAUAUAGUAGCGUGCCUCCACCGCCCCCCAUGAAAGGAUCACAACUGCCCAACUCCUUCUCCCCGUACUCGAAGAGCUCGAACGAACCAGAGUCUCCCCGUCGCUACAUCGAGAGCGAUGUCAACAUCCACUACAAAACCCCGAUCCGGUACGAGUACAAGGAAGCCAUACCGGACGAUGAGCUGGCCUACCGGCAGGCGGAACACAUGCGUCGUGUCUACCAGGAGGAACGUCGCCGCAAGUACAUGCACGAGCUGGAGGAUCUGCAGAGCCGACGCCACACGGACGUGUUUGCCCCCUCGCAAAAGUCGCCGAUUCCGCUGAACCGCUACGAUGACUUCGAUGCCGAUCUGUCGCCCAAACCGAUUAACGUGCUGCCCAGAACGAUCGCCCGUGCGUUGUACAAUUUUCAAGGACAGACAGCAAGAGAACUUUCCUUCAAGAAGGGUGACAUAAUUUACCUAAGGCGACAGAUCGACAAAAAUUGGUACGAAGGUGAACACAACGCCAUGGUAGGACUUUUACCGGCAAACUACAUUGAGAUCCUUCCACGGGACGGUACCAAACCACUGCCGAAGAAACCCCAGCGAGAGGGCAAAGCCCGAGCGAAGUUCAAUUUCACUGCGCAAACUUCGGUCGAACUGUCCCUGCUGAAGGGUGAGCUGGUCACGCUAACCCGACGCGUAGACGACAACUGGUUCGAAGGACGGAUCGGCAACAAAAAAGGAAUCUUCCCCGUUUCGUACGUCGAGGUUCUCACAGAUAUCGGUGGAGAGGAAAGCUACGAAAUAGAACCGAUCGUCAAACCUAAGCUGCAGACGAUACAAUCGCAUUCGCUGUCGACUGGUUACGAUAAUUCGCUGAGCAAUGGAAGAAUUUCCCCGGGGGUAGUUCGAGAAACGAAAACAGUUCAAAAAACAGAAGUCCUCCACGUGGAUACCUCAAACGAGCCAAUAUCCUAUCGUGCCCUGUACAACUACAAGCCGCAAAACUCCGACGAACUGGAACUCCUGGAGGGCGAUCUGGUUUACGUUCUGGAAAAAUGCGACGACGGUUGGUACGUCGGUACUUCCGCUCGGACGGGCUGCUUCGGCACCUUUCCGGGCAACUACGUGAAGAAGUUAUGAGACCAACCGAGGUCAUUCGCGAAACUGUUGCCACCUCCUAAUCCAGCCGUAGCAUCAUCAUCAUUGUCGUCGUCAGCAUCACUGAGCCGCCGUCGCCAUCAUCAGCAGCAACCACCAAGCAUCACAGGGACUACUCAAUCACAGCGAAAUGCGAAAACCAACAACGCCGUCGGGAAACGCAAGGUUGAGUUCCUUGGCGUUUUCUAGAGUUGACCCGAUCGUUGCCUUAAACUUAUUGUACGAACUUACAGCUAAACACAACAACGGAAUAACAGUACAACAGCGUACCAAUUUCUUGUGUACCAAAAAUAAUUUUAAAAACAAGCGGUUUGCUGAUAUUUUGGAUUUAAACAGCCAUUCAAUUGCCAAUUUUAAGGUGGUAGAACACCAAACCACACAACAUAAAAUAUAAUAAAAUAACUAAAAAAAAGAGCGAAAUCUAGAAACCAAAAAAAAAGUACAUAAACUGUUAAAAGCGGAAAUAAAAUAUAAUUGUUUGCUAGUCAUUAUCCUUCCAAAAAAAGAAGAGUGUAAACAAGCGGAAUAGUAACAAGAAAAAAAACGGAGGAACCAACCAACAUAACCACAUCUAACCUGUUCAGCAAAAAAACAAACCUACUUUAAGCGUUGCGUUACUUGAAAAGUAUACAAUUAGUUUACCUAAACUAACCCAAACCCAAACAACAAUCAAGCAUAGAAAAGAUUAUUCUCAAAAAAAAAAAAGAAAAACGUACUUCGUAGCAGGGCAGGCCUGCCCGUUUUUUCAUGAGAAGAUUUUAUUUACCGAUUCAGAAAGUUUAUUAUAAUUGUUUACAAACUACUUUUGUGUUAUACGUAUUCAUAUUUCUAUUUACAAAAUAGCUAAAAUUCGGCGUUGCCUUCUACCGAUUCGACAUCAAACGGAAUCUAUUCAUUUUCAUUUUUUUUUGUUACGUUAGAAGCUAGCCUAGUUUUGUUUAAAUCCUACUUCUAGGUUCGGAGAAACACCAGACCAACCAAAACUAAAAAUUUUUAUAGGGAAAACAUAGUACUGUCUUUAAAACAAAAACGUGCCUUUGCAUUGAACCUUUUGUUCGAACAACAACAAAAAUGAGACGAAAAUUGAUCCAACUUUUUUAAGUUUGUACCAUCACGAACCAUCAAAAGGCCUCUUCUUACAUACUUUAUACAUACCUAGCUUUAGACGUUGUUCAGCCUUCAAACAAACAAACAAAAAACGAACCACAUUUGGACGGGAGUUAUUAACUUAUUAGAGGGUAAACCUAAUACCAGCAAUAGUGUAAACGUAAAGUUUGAGACUAAUGUACUAAACAAAUUCGUAAAUUGAAAUUUUGAACAAAACAAAAACCAUACCAUCACCAUUAGCAAGACUUCUGUGUUGAACGAAAAGCAAACGUCUUCAUCAUACAACAUAAAAAUCACCGAAAAACACACACCUUAAACACGUGAACUGCUAUCAAGCUAUAAUAGGUACAUAAAUAUUCACAUAUUCAAGGGCAGCCAGAAUAAUUUUACGAUCCACCGCCACGGUUACAUUACACGCGUUAAGCAACAACAAAUACACAUGGAAACACUCACACACACACACACACACACACCAAAACUAGCACGACGUACUCAUCAUUUUGUCUAUUUGUUUGUUGUAGGAAAAGUAAACACACCACUUACGAUAUGGUUCUGUUGAUAAAGUAAAAUAAAAUAAAAUAUACAAAAACAAA
This is a messenger RNA of Sabethes cyaneus, 4428 nucleotides long. It is a transcript of the gene CAP, whose product is annotated as sorbin and SH3 domain-containing protein 1. NCBI's taxonomy places the organism in Eukaryota, Metazoa, Arthropoda, Insecta, Diptera, Culicidae. Gene Ontology annotation, molecular function: protein binding. The transcript is spliced from 16 exons. The coding region runs from base 851 to 2710 and encodes 619 amino acids. The record is from RefSeq and is a predicted model, not a curated record.